AUGAACAGAGAAACUUCUCUGAGUCAAAGGCCGCGAGGCCCUUCAACGGACAACUCAGGAAUCCUCAACGAGCGCAUCCUCGUACUGGUAUUCGAAUACCUAAAUUGGGACAUAAAGGCCCUUUGCCAGGUGUCCGCCGUCGACCGGAAGCUACGGGCGCUGGCGAAGCGCCUCCUAUGGCGGAAGCUAUGCGCGCACCACGCGCCGCGUAUGAUACACACGCUGACGGAGGGGGAGUCGAACAGCAGGAUUAUCGGCGGCUGGCACGCGCUGGCAAAGCUGCUGGUGUUCUGCGGCGGGUGCCAGCCGACGGCUCAUUUCCAGCUGAGCCAGCCGGUGUCGGCUCACCUGGCGGUGGAAUCUUCGAGAUUCUCGAAGACGUCCGGGCGCAGCUUCCUGGUGAAGAAGUGCAGGGGGGACGUGCUGUACGUGAGCGACCCGUGCGAGCACGCGCGUGGGGAUCGGCAGGACCUCGUGGGGAUAUACAGAGGGGUAUUUCGGGGAUUUCUCAAGUCGAGGACGAGGGACUGCUUGAUUCGGAGCCGGGUGGAAUUUGAGGCGGAGAUGCGGUGCCCCUACUGCGGCGCCCGCGUCUGGAGCAUGACGGCGGCGAAGAUGGUUCCGAGGAGCGCCGCGCGGCGGUUGGGGUCGAGCGACGGCGCGCUGGAGUAUUAUGUGUGUUUGAACGGUCACCUGCACGGAACGUGUUGGCUGGUGGCGCUGUCGUCGUCGGACGGCGGGGUUGAGGAUGCGGAUGGAUGACGGCUGCCGUCGGAGCUGACAGAAUUAUUAUUACCAUUAUAGUUGAAAAUAUAAAAUCAAUUUGUUUCGGGAAGAUAGUCAGCUGCACGUGUUUGCACGUGGUGAGUGGCGACUACUAUGAGUGUUAUUUAUCAUUACUAUUAUUACGUCGGAGCUUAUCUUGAAUGAAACUUAUCCGUGCAGCAGUAGUAGAGUCCAAUUAGAGAAGUUCACAAGCCCCUAGGAAGUGUGCGGCAUCCAAGAAAGAUGACUAAUUUGAUGAAGAAGCAUAUUGAUGAAGGGUAUGGUGCUUAAUUUCUUAUCUUUAUGAUAUAGAAAUCUAUUUAUCAAUUAUUAUUAAUAGUUUUUUUUAAAAAAAAAAAAAAAUUAUUAAAUAAAAAUUAAUUUAAUUCACUAUAUUACAUAUAAUAUCAUAUUACCUCUCAUCUUUUAUUUUUCUCUGUCUCUUUAAAAAUAAAUAAAUAAACAUCUUUUUUAUUUAUACUUAUAUUAUAUAUAUAUUAUUUUUUUAUUGCGAAAUAAUUUUUAAAAUAUUUAAAUAUAUAUUCUAAUUUUUUAAUUAUAUAUAUUAAAUUUAUUAUAAAAUCAUUAAUAUAAAAUAUUAAUUAUAUAAAAACUAAUAUUAUAAUUUACUAUUA
Andrographis paniculata is the source of this 1400-nucleotide messenger RNA. RefSeq names its product EID1-like F-box protein 3. Lineage: Eukaryota; Viridiplantae; Streptophyta; Magnoliopsida; Lamiales; Acanthaceae. Gene Ontology annotation, molecular function: protein binding. The record is from RefSeq and is a predicted model, not a curated record. The transcript has a single exon. The coding region runs from base 1 to 762 and encodes 253 amino acids.